CUACUUUGUCUUGACUCAAGUCUUUCACUAGGAAAGAUAGAACCCAAAAAAAAAAAACAGAGAAAAUGAGAGGAGGAAUCGAUGAAGCUAAUCUUGCUUCUGAAACUUCACUAAUCAGCAAAGAAAAUCAAGACUCAUCGGCGACAACAACAGCUACUCUCUUGCUCACCACUUUUGUAGCUGUGUCUGGUUCCUUUGUCUUUGGCUCAGCUAUAGGAUACUCAUCACCUGUUCAGUCCGAUUUAACCAAGGACUUGAAUCUCUCUUUGGCAGAGUAUUCGCUUUUCGGUUCGAUUCUGACAAUUGGAGCAAUGAUCGGCGCAGCUAUGAGUGGACGAAUCGCUGAUUUGUUAGGCAGACGAGCUACUAUGGGUUUCUCGGAGAUGUUUUGCAUUCUCGGCUGGUUAGCGAUCUACCUUUCUAAGGUUGCAGUUUGGCUUGACGUUGGGAGAUUCUUGGUUGGUUAUGGAAUGGGCGUCCUUUCGUUUGUGGUUCCUGUAUACAUAGCUGAAAUCACUCCUAAGGAUCUUCGUGGUGGGUUUACAACUGUUCAUCAGGCUGGCGAAUUUUAGCUUUGAUCGGUAAUAUACAAGAACAUACUUU
Arabidopsis arenosa is the source of this 603-nucleotide messenger RNA. NCBI's taxonomy places the organism in Eukaryota, Viridiplantae, Streptophyta, Magnoliopsida, Brassicales, Brassicaceae. The record is from the annotation of a GenBank genome assembly.